AACACGUGGUGACACCCUUCUUUCCAGUGAGUUUCCACCAGGCGCACAUUAAAGCACUCACGUUUUGGCGCGCAACCUGUGUCGGCCCAGGAACCCACGACGAGUGCCACACCACCCGCACAGAUGACUGGAAGCACUCUCGACCUCUGUUCGUUGCGUUGCCUUUAUCAGACUCGACUCGAUACCUUCUGGAGUCCGCGCUAAACUGGAGCAGGCAAGAUGAAAAAUAUAUCCAAGAUCACUGUCGCCGGCCGUUCAGUUAUCAGCGGAUGGUUGAACCGGUCGGAUGGGGUCUCGGAUCGAACUUCCGGGCGUGAACUCUCGUAACGGCGCGGUUUCAAAGUGGUGUGUGACGGCAAGUCCUUCUGCUAUUAGGGGGACGUUGAAGAUAUGGUCCGUGGAGAGGAAAGCUUCUUCGCACGACAAACGAGUCUGCUCGACUCAAGUGAAUUAGGGAUGAAAGUGAUGAUAUGUGAGUGAGUUUCCUGAAGGAUGCAGAGAUGAAAAAUGAAGAAACGAUGAUGAGUGGAGCUUGAUAGCUCAACCAGAAGGAAGUCCGGGGGAUUAUACUCCAUCCGGAAGAUGCUUUCACUUGUUGAUUGAUUUUUAUGAAAUUGAUGUCCCUCCCCCUCAAGUUCGUUCGUUUGUCGAGAUUUACGAGUGUUGCUUGGAGAUUGGAUUAAAGAGGUGUUCUUUAUUCGAGAGAUUCCAUCAUAUCACAGAGUGGAGGAGAGGUUUUGAACCUGAAGAUUGUUCUUAUCUUAUCGAGGCACACAACAACGUGUAGAAGAGGUGGCUGUUUGCGGUGUUGAUUGAACCUCGGAGCUAAGCAGAGAUUUCAGAUUCUAAUCUUGGAUCACCGUGGCGUCGUCGUCAUCACCGUUCGUUGUCUGCAGAUAUUAUCUUACCUGGAGCGAGAUAAGACGCUCAUUUCGGAGAAUUGCCCUCCUCACUUGAUCUGGAGCGACAAAGUGUGGUUGAAAAAGGUUGCGUGCCAAAGUGAAUGUGCACCCCAGUGAUUGGGUUAAUUGAAUGAAUCAUGAUGGUUUUCGUGCAGCUAUGAAUGAAAAAAAUAGUGAGGGCGGAAGAAUGUGCUGCAUCCAAGCUGGUUAAGUUGUUUUAGUGUAGAGUUUGACCUGAAGUGUAUACGAGUGGAGCUUGGGAACUAAAGUGCAAUCACUGCUGAGUAUUUUCGGAGAAAGAAACUGAAAAAGGUAGUGUAAACCCAAGUCAGUGUUCCAAGUGUCUCUAAUGGCUGAUAAACGUGCAAACAUCAAGACGACACCUCAGAACGAUUACAAUGGCACUCCGCCGCUGAUGGAAACAACGAUAAUGUUUUAUAUAUUCAUCGUCACCGUACCUGGCUCGAUUGCGAACGAGGCCAAGAGUCGUCCUUGGUCCUGCUAGGGCGAAUUCGCUCUACUUUCCUCCAAGGAGGAUGACUUUCCACAACAGCAGUGACGGAGUCAACGGCGAGGACGACCGUGUGCCACUCUGGCCAAAUGCCACGGCAAAGGUCCUCACGGCGUUGCUCACCACCCUGUCCUCGACUACACCCACACCCACCCAACAACUUCAUCCGGUGGGAGCACUUUGGUCGACCUCCACCCCCGCCAGCAGCCCGCCGGCCAUGGCCGGAACGCCAGACCUGGCCUGGUUGGCCCUGUUCAACUAUAGCUUCGUCACGGGCGCGCCACCUGGUGGCACUAACUUCACCGGCGUCGUUCACCCGUCCCAGAACGAUUCCCUGCCGUACGACCUGCUCGAACUGGACCGGUGCGAUCCGGGCAACGCACACUUUGAGUGUUCCGUGCAGGAUUUCCUGGAGUAUGCCCGGGGGCCCCAGCAGAUGCCGCUGUCGACCGCACUAUUGGUAACCAUCCUCUUCGUGGGCAUCCUCGUUACCGGCGUGAUUGGUAAUCUAAUCGUAUGUCUCGUCAUCAUCCGGCACCCGGCGAUGCACACCGCCACCAACUAUUACCUGUUCAGCCUGGCUGUAUCGGAUCUGAUUUUGCUGCUUCUUGGUCUCCCGUACGAGAUAAGUCUGUACUGGCACCAGUACCCGUACAGCCUGGGGCUCGCGUUCUGCAAGAUCCGGGCGCUGAUAUCGGAGGCGUCCACGUACGUGUCGGUGCUGACGAUAGUGGCGUUCUCGAUGGAGCGCUUCCUGGCCAUCUGCCACCCGCUGCAUCUGUACACGAUGUCCGGGCUGCAGCGGCCGGUCCGGAUCAUCGCCGGCCUGUGGAUCGUCAGUCUGCUCAGCGCAGUGCCUUUCGCCGUGUUUACCGACAUCGACUACAUCGAGUACCCGCCGACCAAGCAAGAAAUCCCGGACUCGGCAUUCUGCGCCAUGCUUCAGAUACCGGAGCGGAUUCCCCUGUGGGAGCUUUCCACGUGUCUGUUCUUCGCGGUACCGAUGGCCGUCAUGGUGGUCCUGUACGGCCGGAUGGGCAUGCAGAUCCGCUCCCGGACCCAGCGCACCCUCGAACUGGGUGUCCGGAACGGGUCCGUGAACGGUCCUUCGCGGGUGUCCCAGUCCCGCAAAGCCAUCAUUCGAAUGCUGGCUGCCGUUGUGAUAACCUUCUUCGUGUGCUGGGCGCCCUUCCACGCCCAGCGGCUGCUGUACUUGUACGGGCGGGACUGGCAGCACUUCAACACGGUCAACACGUGGCUGUUCUCCGUCGCCGGCUGGCUGUACUACGUGUCGUGCACCAUCAACCCCAUCCUGUACAACGUCAUGUCGCACCGGUACCGGGUGGCGUUCCGGGAGACGCUGUGCGGCCGGCGGAGGGGUUUCGGAACGGGCUUUGCCCGAGACCAGUCCAGCUUCCGGGAAACGACGGUGGACGUGAACGUGGGCUGCGAAAAUUCCAAACUGCUCCGAGCACGGUCCAUGAUGCAGUCCAAGCGUUACAAGGGUGCCCUGCACGCGACCAACAGUGUCCGCUACAGUGACAACUGCAUCCGGCGGAACUCACUGCAGCUCGGUCGCCUUCCGGGAAGCCGGCGGUCACUCUCCCCCAACCUGACCACCGACGUGGUGGUGAUGCUGGAAAACAACCUGUCCGGCCGGCCACGCUGCUUCACCACCACGUCCACGACGUCGACGCUGGCCGCGACCACCACCGAAAGCAGUCUCAAGGUGCCCCUGAUUAGCAUCAACGGUCCUAUUUCAACGGGAGUUGCUGGGUCCGAGACCACCACCACCACCACGAACGACGUCAACGGCAUCAACGGAGUCAACGUCAACAGUAUCAACCGAAGUAUUAGCAGGGAAAACAAUCACUCGACAGCUUCGACGCCGCUGGCCUCGUCCCAGGCCUCGUCCAACCUGUCCAUCGAUGAGCUUAACCAAACCACCGCCGCAAGUAAACAACACCAGCUGAGACUGCUCUCGGAGGAGGAGUCAUCGGCGUCCCAGACCGGGGAGGACAAUGCCAAUUGUCGACAUCAUCCCCAGCUGAAUCUUCAUCUUCAUCAUCACCAGCAGCAGCAGCUGCCGAGCAGCCAUCAAUUAAUUAACGGUUAUGAUAGCGACGAUGAUGAUAAGAGGAGGAGGAGCAGUAGCAGUCCCACCCCCACAGUCGGAGACAUUCCGUGCCGGAACGGUCCGAAACGGGAGACCUGCAUUUAACAGCUGGCAUCACCACUUCGUGGUGGCGACAACGUCCGUUGGCGGUAAACCGCUAGAGCACAAAUAAGUGGUCCACCAAAAGCGGGUGGUACUGCUUUGUAACUAUAGCUAGCUGGGAAGAGAAAAUGAGAGAUCCAUUUGUUCAUUUGACCGCAGAAGUGAAUCGGAAAAGUUGGGAGAGCUUGUUUGGGCGACAAGCUUUCCCAGCGUUGGACAGGGUUGGUAUGGUACCGUAACACAUCUUAGAAGAAAUUGAGAUUUUCUGAAUCAACAAUUUUCCUUUUUUGCUAUAAAACUUGUUCUACAGAAAAUGCCUAUAACUCUGAAGAUAUUUUGAAUUCUGUUUCAAAAACAAUUAGAACUUGUUACUUUAAAAAUAAUUUAAGCUGUUCUUAGUCAACAUUGUCAAUACAAUACAACUCUUAUCUUAACAACCAGCGGUCUGAUUAAAGGAGGUAUCCGACUAUGACAAACAAACAAACAAACUCGCACUUUUUGACAGUUGGCUUGCUUUGUUUGUUUGCCUGCAUUUGUUUGCAAAAACUUCAGCCUGCAUACAUUUUUCUUUGUUUGCGAGUUUGCCGCAAACAAGUUUGCGAGUUUGGCAAACUGUCAAACACGAAAAAGUGCAAGUUUGUUUGAUUGUUUGUUUGACAUAGUCUAAUACACUGCCUCUCUUAUCGAGUAGGUCCCAUAUGUAAAAACAGCAAGCCGAGAAAAACGCUUGUCAAAUUUGUCCCACCCAUAAGGCUACGUGUUAGAAUUUCAAGAAAAAGUGAAUUUUCUCCUGUUUUCUAGAACAAAGUACUAAAUUUCCAAAAAAGUGUCCACGUGGUUUGUGGAUGGUCCCGAACUGGAAUUUUAGUUUGCUGUAUGUGCACACUGGGUUGGAAACUUUUUGCAGGCCUGAACCUGAACCUCUGGGACCAUGUAUGUCACUCAAAAAUCAGCUUAAAAUUGGUUGUGUUAAAAUUGAAAUAUCUUUUGACAAUCAAAACGGAUUUUCAAAGUUCACAAAGAGUUUUAAAGGUAAGAGAUUUCUCUACAAAUUUGUUAACAAUAAUACAUUUUAAGGAUCAAUCCACCUAGAAGGCCAUGUCAGUAAAAAAUCCAAACCAAAAAUUAAAAACCUUAAGAUUUUCAAAAACGCUAUUUUCAUUCUGAUUCAGGCCGGUAAAACACAACAUUCUACGUAUAAAACUCAGAUGAGGUAUCUCGGUUUAUAAUAUUUUGCUUCAGUCACGCCGUGUUGUGGCAUUGGGGAAUUGGUCUGGGGAAUUCGAGGAGGCAAAUGCUCGAAUCGAAAUGACCUCGGUUUUUUUUAUGAAAAAUUCUAAACAUUUUAUUCUAAUGUUUAUACACAUCUAAUUUUUGAUUUAUGUGUAAAUAUUUUCACAGUAUGAUUUGUUGAAAUAAUUGCCAGAUUUUCUAGAGAAUGGCUUAAACUGAACUAAAUCUUAUGCUUAAAGUACAAAACAUGCUAAAAAUAAUAGAAAACGAAAACACAAACAAAUUAAACGUUGAGACCAAAAACAGAGUUUUUCAAUAUCAAAAUUAAAAAAUCUGGGCCAGCACCUGUCAACCCUGCUUGUUUCUACCUGUACAUACCACUCUAUUAAAACGGACACUCGAUCUCUUUUCAAUAAACCCAGCUAAGUUUACCGCCGGACCCUUGCCAUCCUCACAAAACACCGAAUCUCCCAUUCUCGUUCGUAGCGAUUUUGGCCACUUUACUGUAAAAAGCUAAACAAACACACACACAAAAAGAGCGAGAGAGAAACGGCGAAAGAACUGAAAAUGGCUUCGCAGUGGUCCUUCGAAGAAAUUUCGCUUCUCCACCGCAAACCAUUUGCUAGAAUCUCGUUUUAAGAAGAAGAAAACAAAACGUAAGCGAGAGAGUAGUCUGCUACCCAAAUAGCGAUUAAUAUUAAUAUAUUUUUCCCACGUUUCGGGGAAAGCGAAUUGCAGCAUGUAUAGUUAGAAAACCCCACCCACCCUCGUGUGGUGGGCCAGCUUAAAAAAGCGCGUGCAAGCCAAAACAGAAAGAUACAAAAAUUGUGAACCAAAACUGAAGCAACACAAAUAUAAUAAUGCAAAGAAUUAGAUAAAAUGUUACCAUUUAAGAGGACCGUUUUAUAUGGAAGCUUUUCUUGGCUGUUGAAAAUAGAUUUAUGAUUAUUGUACGAAAA
Messenger RNA from Culex pipiens pallens (northern house mosquito), 5823 nucleotides. Its product is annotated as neuropeptides capa receptor. Lineage: Eukaryota; Metazoa; Arthropoda; Insecta; Diptera; Culicidae. Gene Ontology annotation, molecular function: neuromedin U receptor activity. Gene Ontology annotation, biological process: neuropeptide signaling pathway. The transcript has 10 exons. The record is from RefSeq and is a predicted model, not a curated record. Gene Ontology annotation, cellular component: plasma membrane. The coding region runs from base 1439 to 3634 and encodes 731 amino acids.